This is a messenger RNA of Anguilla rostrata (American eel), 8290 nucleotides long. RefSeq names its product 3',5'-cyclic-AMP phosphodiesterase 4B-like. Gene Ontology annotation, molecular function: 3',5'-cyclic-AMP phosphodiesterase activity. The transcript has 15 exons. The coding region runs from base 1090 to 3474 and encodes 794 amino acids. Gene Ontology annotation, cellular component: cytosol; perinuclear region of cytoplasm; nucleus. Gene Ontology annotation, biological process: signal transduction. The record is from RefSeq and is a predicted model, not a curated record. NCBI's taxonomy places the organism in Eukaryota, Metazoa, Chordata, Actinopteri, Anguilliformes, Anguillidae.
GAGAGACUGGCGUCGGGAAUGAUAGCUGGGGAGGCUUAAUGGCUUAAUGGUGUAAUAUGAAUGCCAUAAAAUUACUGCCAGCAACCUGGAUAAAAAGGAAGACAAUGAGAGAACAAAUGGGAAAGAGAAACGGCGAAAGGGAGAUAAGAGCACUUGGUUUUUAAUAGAUUGUCGGCGUUUUAAGAAGAGUGGCUUAUAGCAGUGGGGGUUUGAACAGUGGUUUACAACGCGGGAUCGCACAACGUUUGGAAUACAGCGAUGACCACGACACAGAGACACGUCGAAAUUAUUUUUGAGGCAGGGUGUUCGACUGUGCGUAAAGGAUGUCUUGUAAUUGUAAGCUGUAUAUGAGUUUUUGACUGUGCCCAGGUAAAAUGAUACACUUUCAUUGAUGGGACAAGCGGACGCGCGGCACCUUAACUGCUACAGUACCAGUUACGCGAGCCCUUUUUGGCCAAUGGAGACUUGUACGGCUCGGACUGGGUACAGAUUGAUACCGAGAGCGCUUUGACGGACAGGUGCAGCCCGGAGCAGCAAUAAACUCCCGCGCGGCAGCGCCGGCGGUCUGGAAUUCUGCAAUAAGCGACAGAUAAGAGCAAUAAAUUUAGUGGUAAAUAAGUAAUCCAUCGCGCCAUGGGCGAUGAUGCGACUAACUUCGGGGGAAUCAGCGCGGGCGACUGUCUCCCUUCAUCCGCUGCGCGGAUACGUUAGCCGUUUGCGAGGCUGACUGUCAGCGCAAAGAGAGAGAGAAAAAACCUUCAGUUUUUAACAGAAAUAAAUAAAUAAAAAUAAAAGUUUCAAUUCUGAGUCUGAUCGACAAGCAAUUGGAUCUCAAACGGAAUUAGCACUGUGAAUGAUUUGUGUUCUUAAAUAUUUUUACCAGUCUAUUGAUAAAACAACAUUUAGCUGACAGCGAUUGGUACGCUUAAAAAUCAUAUGCCAUUGUCGGGUUUAGAAUGAACCAUGGAAAUAGACAUAUUUAUUUUGUCAUUGAAAUAUUAUAUAGCCAAAUAAUCGAACUUGGCUCCCGUGCCUAUACUUAGCUAUAAUAGCCUAUUUACUUUUGAGCGUAUUAAUAACCACGCUCUGAUGGAGCCCCCGUCUUGCUCGAAGAAGAGCUUGUCUCUCUCGCUGCCCGUUCCGCGGGAAGGGCACGCGACCCUGAGACCCCCGCAGCACCUCUGGAGACAGCCACGGACCCCCAUCAAAAUUAAACACCGCGGGUACUCGGACACGGACCGGCAUCACCAUCCACAGAUAGAGCGCUCCAACGCGGUGGACACGACCGACCGCCCGGGGCUUAAGACGUCUCGGAUGACCUGGCCCGCUUCCUUUCACGGAACAACUGGCACGUCCGGCGGCAACAACGCGGGAAAUAAACGUUUUGAUGUGGAGAAUGGCUCCUCUCCGGGUGCUCUGGAUUUGCAGGCGAGUCCAGGGCUGGUCCUGCACCCCUCCUUCCCCCAAAGUCAGCGGCGGGAGUCCUUCCUGUACCGCUCUGACUCUGACUACGACAUGUCCCCCAAAACCAUGUCCCGCAACUCCUCCAUCACCAGCGAGGCGCAUGCAGAGGAUUUUAUUGUCACCCCUUUUGCUCAGGUGUUGGCCAGUCUUCGGUCUGUCAGAAGUAACUUCACCAUCUUGGCCAAUGUCACCACCCCCACUAACAGGAGGUCACCUAUGGGUAGUCAACCGACAGUUCCCAAGGCAACGUUGUCAGAGGAGACCUAUCAGCAGUUAGCGCGGGAGACCCUGGAGGAGCUGGAUUGGUGUUUGGACCAGCUGGAGACUAUUCAGACUCACCGCUCAGUCAGCGACAUGGCCUCUACCAAGUUCAAGAGAAUGUUAAACCGGGAGCUGUCUCACCUGUCUGAAAUGAGUCGCUCUGGAAACCAGGUGUCAGAGUACAUAUCCAGUACCUUCUUAGAUAAGCAGAAUGAGGUGGAGAUCCCGUCCCCCACGGGAGAGCGGGAGAAGCCCAUGUGUCACAUCAGCGGCGUGAGGAAGCUCACCCACAGCUCCAGCCUCUCCAACUCCACCCUGCCUCGCUUCGGAGUGCAGACUGAGCAGGAGGAAGCGCUGGGCAAGGAGCUGGAUGAUUUGAAUAAGUGGGGUUUGAAUAUCUUCCGUGUUGCAGAGUUCACCAACAACAGACCCCUUAGCUGCAUCAUGUUUGCCAUCUUCCAGGAGAGAGAUCUGUUGAAGACAUUCCGAAUUCCAGUGGACACUUUCAUCACAUAUGUGAUGACCCUGGAGGACCACUACCAUUCCAACGUGGCCUACCACAACAGCCUACAUGCUGCUGAUGUCACACAGUCCACGCACGUGCUUCUGUCCACCCCAGCCCUCGACGCUGUUUUCACAGAUCUGGAGAUCCUGGCUGCUCUGUUUGCUGCAGCGAUCCAUGACGUGGAUCAUCCCGGAGUCUCCAACCAGUUCCUCAUCAACACCAACUCUGAGCUGGCGCUGAUGUACAAUGAUGAGUCAGUUCUGGAGAACCAUCACCUGGCCGUGGGCUUCAAGCUGCUGCACGAGGAGAACUGCGACAUCUUCCAGAACCUGAGCAAGAGGCAGCGACAGAGCUUACGCAGGAUGGUGAUUGACAUGGUGUUGGCUACAGACAUGUCCAAACACAUGAGUCUGCUGGGUGACCUAAAGACGAUGGUGGAGACCAAGAAAGUGACAAGUUCAGGAGUGCUUCUGCUGGACCACUACACUGACCGCGUACAGGUCCUGCGGAACAUGGUGCACUGCGCAGACCUGAGUAACCCCACCAAGCCGCUGGCCGUGUACAGGCAGUGGACUGAGCGCAUCAUGCAGGAGUUCUUCCGCCAGGGAGACAAAGAGAGGGAGAGAGGCAUGGAGAUCAGCCCCAUGUGCGACAAACACACUGCGUCUGUGGAGAAGAGCCAGGUGGGCUUCAUUGACUACAUCGUGCACCCCCUGUGGGAGACGUGGGGGGACCUGGUGCACCCCGAUGCCCAGGACAUCCUGGACACCCUGGAGGAGAACCGGGACUGGUACCAGAGCACUAUCCCCCAGAGCCCCUCCCCUCCCCCAGACGUCCCGGACAAGGAGCUGGGCGCCUGCGGGGACAAGUUUCAGUUCGAACUGACCCUGGAGGACGAGGGGGAGGGGCAACCCAACCACAACCACUUAGGGGAGACCUGCCAUGACCAGGAGGAGGAGGAAGAGGAGGAGGGGGAGGAGAGGGAGGGGGAGGGAGAGCCAGGGCUGGAGGAAGAGCAGGAAGGAGAAAAUGAGGAGGAAGAGGAGGGGGAGGAAAUGAAAGAGGAAGAAGAGGUAGAAGAAGAAGGUGCAAAGGAAGAGGAGGAAGAAGAAAAAGAGGAAGAGGAGGGAAAAGAGCAGGAGGAAGUGGAGGGUAGAGAGGAGGAAGGGGCGGAGUGCGAGCAGGUGGGAGAGAAUGGACUCUCAGAUGAAGGCCAUGAGGAAGAGGAGGAGAGUGACACAUGAGGAAGAAUCACACUCAAUAGUCUCCCCCCACCCUCGCCCUUUAUACACACAAACACACACAGCCGCACCACCCCUCAUACCUGCAAGCCCCACCCCUCUCAACUGCCACGCCCCUCCAUCCACCUUCUGCCACUGCCAUUGACUGGGAAGAAUAGGUGUACAUGGUCGGGGGGGUGGGGUCUAGAGUGUCUGUGGGCGCGAGUUGUACAAAGGGGUGUGUUUACCUGUGUGUGUGAGGAGUGGGUGUUUAUCAGCAUAGGUGGAUUUAGAAUAUAUAUGGCACAGGGUUGGCUGUAUGAUGUUUAGACUGUGUGUGGUGGGGGUAGAUUGUGUUUGUGUAUGUACUUGUGUGUGUGUGUGUGUGUGUGGGGGUGGGGAGGGCGGGGUGGGAUCUGUAGUCAGGGUACUGCUGGGGGAUGCAGGAAAGUUCACUCCACCCCAGCCAUGGAGGACAAAACAAGAGGAUGUGUGACAAAAAAUAAUGACGCUUAUUGAUAAAAAAAGACAUUUAUUUUUUAAAAAACGGGAACAAAAUAUGAACAAAACUAUUUACACAGCAGCUGUAGAUUUGGAUUGUGUUGGCGCCACACAGUGGUCUUUCUGAGGAACUGCACCUGGGGAAGAGCAUUAUUUUAUCGCCAUUGAAGACAAUGUAGCACUCUGGACUCAACACACACAUGCACACAUGCGCACACACACAUACACACACACACACACAUGUUUGUGCAUACAUGUGUAUACUCUCAAUCUUAUAUUCACAUGUACACUCGCAUUUGUACUCAAACGCACAUACACGCUCACAAAUGCAAACACACUCGUUCGCACAUUCAGUUGUGCGCAUGCUGUAUACUCAGAAACACACGUACAGGUGUGCUUGCUCUACUUGCUCAUGCACAUGUAUUUCUGUGUGUGUGUGUGUAUAUUUCGGACGGACUGGGGAAAAGCCAUCUGUAUAUUGAGUGUCAAUGUGUAGGACUGACUCAUCUUUCUCCGCGUGGAGCUCCACCCGGAACGCCACCCGGAACUCCACCCUGGAACUCCGCCCAGUUUUCCCAAGCAGUUGUGUGCCGAUCGUUUUUUUUUUUUUUUUUUUUUUUUUUUUUUAAAUAGGAUUUUCUAUUUUUCUCAGAAUAAGAAGAAGCUAAGCCAGAGGACAUUAUUAUUAUUAUUUUUGUUAAAUGAGGGCUAGGAGAUGAGAGGAAGAGUACCCUACCCCCUUUCUACCCCCCCCCCCCCCCCCAGACACCGCCCUUUUCCAUUUUACCAGCAGUGCUACCAGUGCAAUAUGGCCGCGUGCCUUUCUGAAGGACCAAUGACGGCUUUACCUUGGGACCGUGGGAGCACAAUGGCUUGUGGGAAAGGAGAGGUCCGCGUGGUUUGCUGUUGUCUAUUCUUUUUGAUCGUGACGUUUCAAGCUCCUCCUGUGCUGUCUGUUAUUACUGUCAUAUUUACUCUCUGUGGGGAAAAAAAAUAACUCCACAGUAAGUCUUCCUCCUGGCCCAUAGAGGGCACUAGUGUCAAACACGGCUACCCCUGGGGCGAUGUUGUCUGGGUAACCGAAAGAGGAGUUGUUGCUUUGAGUGGGUUACUCGUCUUACCAUAUAACAGAAUCGCAGUCUCACAGAUGAAGAGCACAUUUGGUUUUUUUCUGGGAAACUCUUUCACGUGCAAACAGCACGCAGACAUGCCGUGUGCGCACAUGUACACAAACACAAACCUGUAUUCAUCUUUCUCUCUUUUAAACACACACACACACGUACACACAAAUGCACACUCACAUGAACACACAAACACACACCCACAUACACAUAUACAGACACACACACUCACACUCACACAUCCACAGAGAAGCACACACAUACACAAACAUACACAUACACACACACACACACACAAACACACACCCACAUACACAUAUACAGACACACAUGCUCACGCUCACACAUCCACAGAGAAGCACACACAUAUGCAAACACACGCCCGCAGACACACACACACACACACACACACACACAUGGCAUGUGCUCAGUGAGAAAGAUGAGUGUUUAUCUGUGUUUAUAAGUCUUAACACCAUGAGAGUAAUACUGAAGCAUUUUACAGCUACUGAAGUUGAAGGAAAUUCUUUCGCGUGGGGUCUUUUUUAAAAAGGAGAACACCUGUACCUGAAGCCUGUUCACACACACGCUUAAUCUCAUGCCGGAGGCCCCCUGUGGAAUCUCCAUUUAUGUGUGCUCCUAAAAUAUAUAUUUAAAAACACAAAGAUUGCCAUUUUAACACAAUACUGUAGCAUUUAUCUCUUGUUGAUUUACUAUUUACUAUUACUAUAUUGAUUCCUUGCUGCCAUGCUUCAUAAGUGUUGAAAAUAACUGAAAGGGAAAACAAAAAAUAAGCAAAUGCCUCAAAUGUUUCCUUUAAAGUGGUCAUGUACAGUUUUUAUUUUUGUAUGAUACUUUUGGAUGUAAUGAAAUACAUUCUAUUAUAAUUAUUAUUAUUAUGAUUAUGACAUUAUUAGGGCUGAAGGAGUAAAUGUAUAAUAUUUAUCCUGCUGGGCUUGUAUAUACUGUAAUGUUGGACUGUAAAUGAUGAAUUGUAUAAAUGAAUAUGUCUCGUUUUACAUCAUUGUUGAGCAAGGAAUUAAUAUGUACUGCCCUCCUCCAUUCUACCACAUAUUUCCCCCUCUCUCUCUCAAACUCUCAUUCUCUCUUCAUCUCUCCCUCUCUCUCAUUUCCACCUCUCUCUCUCUCUCUCUCUCACUUUCUCUCUCAAUCUCUGUCUCUCUGAAAAUGUGGAAGAGUGUAACUCUGGACUAGCACCUUAACUCAUUGGUUAAAAAGGGGCGUAUGGAGGAUAUUGACCAUCUUUACUGCACUUUAUUUUCUUUGAUAUCAUCUUGUUUUUUUUUUAAUCUCCUUCGAUUAUGUGGUGUAUUCCUGUAAAUAUAAGCAGCAGGGAUUUACUGCUCUGUAUGUGUGUGUGUGUGUGUGUAUGUGUAAAAGUUUGUGUGAUUUUGAGUACACAUGUGUAUGCAAAAGUUUGAAAGUGCACAUGGACAUGUAUGUGUGUGUGCGUGUGUGCACGCAUGUGUACUGUGUGCCUGUGUGUGUGUGUGUUUGUGUGUACUAUAGUAAUGUUUCUCUUUGUGUGUUGGUGAUGGAGGUACCAGACUCCACAGAUGAAAGGCAUCAGGUUAACCAAAGAGGUGGAGAAGACAGACAGUAGUUGGAUGUAGAGCCUAUGCUGUGUUGGAGAUGUUGUACGUUAAGUUCUCACUCUCAUUGUUCACCAAUAAACAGUGUGUGUCAAUGGAAGUUGAAUCGUGGAACUUAGCCUCAAGUGCACAUGAACACAGACACCUUCAGAUUGUGAACAUUUGAACGCUUCUCUUCAUCGACGCACCCUUACCUGUGCCCCCCUUAACCCUGCUUGUGAGGAGGCCCUUAAUCCAAAAUAUGGAUCACUUCAGACACGUCGUAUCUCCUGACUAGAACCGUGAAGCGUUCCUUGCGAGAACAAUUUCUUUAUUAAGUUAUUGAAUUCAAGAUGGCUGGAAUUUGCCUGACACUGAGGUCUGAGUAUAUCUAUCAUGUGAAACGUAACAUGAUAUGUAACAGACGCAGACCUGGCCUGUGACGUAGCCCAAUGGACAUUUCUGUGGUGAAAAGCUCAGGCUACAUUUCAUUAAAAAGUGAAAGUUUUCUUGCUGACUAGGAUGUAGCCAGGCUAUUUCCGAGGUCAGACCUCAGCAAUAUUGGGGUAUAGUCUGUUUGUCCAAACAUCUCCCAGUCUAGAUUUCCACCCCUUUAGUCAUCAAGAUUCCGGCUCUUGGUCACUGGGAAGCGUAUGCGUAGGGCCCCCGUGAAUACCAGGGGGGCCCCUAAUUAUCCUAACAUAUAUAUAUUAUUUAACAUGUUGGGUUUGAGGGACCCCUCAAGGGCUAUGGCUGGUGCUGAAUGGAUGUAAAGCCAGAAGUUUGGGCAGAGGAACUGGGUCGGUCUGAAAAAUUUGUAGAAUUUGGAUUUAGGCGUAAGUCGCCUGAAAUAUUUAGUGUCAGGAGUGUAACUGUAUUCAGGCCAGGGUCAAAUAAGCUGUGGAAUUACUUUUUAGAUAUUGAUAAAGUCUGAAAACACUCCUGUAGGUUGUUUUGAUGAAUAUCAACUAAGCACAACUAACCCAAAACGUGUGAGCGUUGGAGAGACACUUUUUUUUCAGAUGUUUACAGCUUCCAAAAAUUGGACUGAAAAUAUAUCGUAAAGAACCUACCCUUAAAACCACCGGUACAACUCCUGCAGAUUAACGGACAGUUUUAAUAGUUUAAAAGUUUUAUUUGAUUAUGCGUUCUGGCUUAGUCGUGUAUUUUGUUGAAAGAUUCUCAGGCGUCUGCAGAAGUAAGUUCAAAUUCUAUCACAAUCUAAAUUGUUACCAUUUGUCCGCCAGGCCUGCGCUUCACGGUCCGUCUGUCUGUCCGACGUUCUGGUACCCCGGUGUCUGUGCGCCGCCCAGCUAAGGCUGUGUGCUGGAAUAGGGCCGGGCCUCUGGGGAAGCCGGAGCCUGACCCUACCUACUGUGCUCUGAUGUUCCUGACUGAAGUCCUGUCACUUGAGUGCCCGUCUGAAUUGUCGCAGGUGAAAAGAGCUCUUUAUUCUCCGGCCUUUGUCACGCUUGAAGUAGUUUUGUCUUUCGGUCGUCGUUUGCAAAACCCCACACGUCCACACAGCAUUGGUGUGCUGACACAUCCGUCUAUGAGGCAGAAUGCUGACUCCAUCUGUGCUGAAGCUGAAGCACAUUUCAGAUCUCGCUUUUUCUUUUCUUUUUUUUU